AUGUCGGACCCUGAGGAGGAGAGCCAGGACCGGCAACUGAAAAUCGUCGUGCUGGGGGAUGGCACCUCCGGGAAGACCUCCUUAACUACAUGUUUUGCUCAAGAAACUUUUGGGAAACAGUACAAACAAACUAUAGGACUGGAUUUCUUUUUGAGAAGGAUAACGUUGCCGGGAAACCUGAAUGUUACUCUUCAAGUUUGGGAUAUAGGAGGACAGACAAUAGGAGGCAAGAUGUUGGAUAAAUAUAUCUAUGGAGCACAGGGAAUCCUCUUGGUAUAUGAUAUUACAAAUUAUCAAAGCUUUGAGAAUUUAGAAGACUGGUAUUCUGUGGUGAAGAAAGUGAGCGAGGAGUCAGAAACUCAGCCACUGGUUGCCUUGGUGGGCAAUAAAAUUGAUUUGGAGCAUAUGCGAACAGUAAAACCUGAAAAACACUUAAGGUUUUGCCAGGAAAAUGGUUUUAGUAGCCACUUUGUCCCAGCAAAGACAGGAGACUCUGUCUUCCUGUGUUUUCAGAAAGUUGCUGCUGAAAUCCUUGGAAUCAAAUUAAACAAAGCAGAAAUAGAACAGUCACAGAGGGUGGUGAAGGCAGAUAUUGUAAACUACAACCAGGAACCUCUGUCAAGAACUGUUAACCCUCCUAGGAGCUCUAUGUGUGCAGUUCAGUGAGCGAACUUUACCUUUGUACCAGUGGUCCUGGCGGCCCUUCACCCCGUGUGGCCUGGGCCUCUAGGAGCUCUGUUAUGAGUGGCCAUCUCUGUAG
Molecule: messenger RNA, 760 nt
Organism: Zalophus californianus (California sea lion)
Lineage: Eukaryota; Metazoa; Chordata; Mammalia; Carnivora; Otariidae
Product: ras-related protein Rab-28-like
Exons: 1
Coding region: 1-666 (221 amino acids)
Cellular component (GO): endosome; Golgi apparatus
Molecular function (GO): GTPase activity; GTP binding
Source: RefSeq, a predicted model, not a curated record